This is a messenger RNA of Medioppia subpectinata, 3144 nucleotides long. The record is from the annotation of a GenBank genome assembly. Lineage: Eukaryota; Metazoa; Arthropoda; Arachnida; Sarcoptiformes; Oppiidae.
AUGAACGACAGAAUCCAUAAAAUCACGGAAAGACACGAAAUUAUUGAAACAAAUUAUCAAAACUUUGCCGAUCUUUACGCUAAUGAAUGCCAAAUCACUUAUAAAACAAUUAAUGUAAACGAAAUGAAUAGCAUUUCUGACAACCGGUUCACUGAACUCUCGACCGCCGGUUCGGGCGCUUACGGGACUGUAUUUAAAGUGAGGCAUACAUUGGAUGAUAAUAUAUAUGCGGUUAAAAAAGUACAAUUUGAAGACAAUAAGGAAGAGAAGGAAAUGAUGAAAGAAGUGGAAAAUCUGCGUAAAUUGGACUCAGAUUUUGUGGUCAAAUAUAAGAACUCGUGGACUGAAGGCAAACAACUCUACAUUCAGAUGGAGUACUGCUCGCAAACACUCGCGUCUGUACUCCGAGACAAACAACAAGUGUUUGGCAGACAAUCGGCUGAAGCCAUGAAUCUCUACGAGUAUUACAUUUGUUGUGAAAUAUUUCGGGAACUCUUGCAAUGCGUGCGAUAUCUACACGAACUAAACCCGCCUUUCAUUCACCGGGAUUUAAAGCCCGACAAUAUACUCAUUUCGUACACUAGUGCUAAUAACACGUUUGUAAAACUUGGUGACUUUGGUUCGGCUACUGUCAAUAGUCGGACAUUUAAAAGUCAGACACAAGGGGCGGCGACUUUCAAAUAUAUGGCACCCGAAGCUUAUUCCCAUAAUAAAUAUGGUCUUAAAUCAGACAUUUAUAGUGUCGGUGCUAUUGGUAUGAAAUUGUUUGAUGUAAAUACGGGUGAUUGCCAACGAUAUAAGUCAACCACAUUUUUCUCACAAUUUAAUAAUUUGCAGCACUUUUUGACGUCAAUGACUGAAAGUAUUGCUGAUAAGCGCUCGACCAGUGGUCAAGUGCUCGACGACUAUAGCCAGUGGUCUAUCGAUCGACACAUAAUUACGGCUAACGAACAGGAAUUCAAUGAAAUCCUAAAUAAACUCAAAUCAAACGAAAACACAUUUUUCUACGAAUGCCUACUCUUUAAGACUGAGUCCACGGAUAGAGUGGCCAAAAGCCUCGCGGAGGACAUACAGCAAUGCGAUCGAGCAUUGGAUGCAAUCGGGGAAAGGGUGGCCGCCGAAGAAGAUCGGGUCAAACGACGGAACCCAUUGACCACAAACUUCAACACCGAUUAUAUCGGGGCUGAACUGACACGAGUGGAUCAUAUUGUGAGCGCUUUGCAAACUGAUGUCCAAACAUUAGGCAAGAGUGGCAACAGUGAGGUUAACGUCGGGGAACUCGACGAUAGGGUACAACACCUGCGCCAGCGAUUGGCGAGCGUUAAGGACCAGUUCGGGACACAAGUGUUGGUCCCGUUGGUCGCCAAACGGACCGAAGCUGAGCGCCGGUCGCCCGGCGCCCAACAGAUACUUAUGGACAAAUACCCGACCAUUGAUCAGCUCCGGGAGUGUAUACGAGAAGUAGAUGAAAUGGAAGAUCGUCUCUCCGAAGUGGGACAGGCCUACGAUUUCGCGGAAUUAAAAAUUAAGGCCGACAAAUGUCGGGCACAAAAGCGGGCGAUCCAUGAGUUCGGCCGUACAGUCGAGCGGUGCGGACAAAAGUUAUACGAGUUGACCGAUAUUGUGGACCCGAAGUAUGUGAAUGCGUACACGUAUUUUCUAAAUAUCUUAAAGCGUCGAUACGCGGCGCUCGUUGAAUGGGCAGAUCACAAUAACGAGGAGAAGGAAAUGAUGAAAGAAGUGGAAAAUCUCCUAAAAUUGAACUCAGAUUUUGUGGUCAAAUACAAAAACUCGUGGACUGAAGGCAAACAACUCUACAUUCAGAUGGAGUACUGCUCGCAAACACUCGCGUCUGUACUCCGAGACAAACAACAAGUGUUUGGCAGACAAUCGGCUGAAGCCAUGAAUCUCUACGAGUACUUCAUUUGUUGCGAAAUAUUUCGGGAACUCUUGCAAUGCGUCCGAUAUCUACACCAACAGAGCCCGCCAUUCAUUCACCGGGAUUUAAAGCCCGAUAAUAUACUCAUUUCGUACACCAGUCCUAAUAACACGUUUGUAAAACUCGGUGACUUUGGUUUGGCUACUGUUCACAGCCGUACGUCCAAAAGCCACACCCAGGGGGCGGGGACUCCCAAAUAUAUGGCACCGGAAGUACAUCUAUGUAAAAGAUAUGGUAUUAAAUCAGACAUGUAUAGUGUCGGGGGAAUUGGUAUAACAUUGUUUGAUAUAUACAAUAACGUUUGCCAAACCGAUAAUUCUUCCACAUUUUACACUCAAUUUAAACAUUUGCAAGAUUUGCUGACGUCAUUGACUGAGAUUAUGGUCAAUAAACGGCCGACCAGUGGUCAAGUGCUCGAUGCCUAUAACCAGUGGUCGAUCGCUAAAAACAUGACUGAGUCGACGGAUAGGGUGUCCAAAAGCCUCGCGGAGGACAUACAGCGAUGCGAUGAGGCAUUGGAUGCAAUCGGGGAUAGGGUGACCGCCGAAGAGGUUCUGGUCAAACAACUAAACUCAUUGACCACAAACUUUAACACCGAUGAUAUCGGGGCUGAACUGACACGAGUGAAUCAUUUGGUGAGCGCUUUGCGAACUGACGUCCAAACGCUGAGCAAGAGUGGCAACAGUACCGCUACCGUCGAGCAACUCCACGAUAGGGUACAACAAUUAGGGCAGCGAUUGGCGAGCGUUAAGGACCAGUUCGGGACCCAAGUGUUGGUCCCGUUGGUGGCCAAACAGACAGAAGACCAGCGGCGAUCGACCGGCGCCCAACAGACACUUAUGGACAAAUACCCGACCAUUGAUCAGCUCCGGGAGUGUAUACGAGUGGUGGAUGAGAUGAAAGAUAGGUUUUUAGAACUCACAACGCCCUACGAUUUGCCGGCGUUGAGGAUUGCGGCCGACAAAUGUCGGGCACAAAAACAGGCGAUCAAUGAGUUUGGCCCUACGGUCGAGCGGUGCGACCAAAAGCUAUACGAGUUGACCCAUAUUGUGGACCCGGAUUACGUCAACGCGUACACGUAUUUUCUAACUGAGCUAAAUGAUCGAUACGGGGCGCUCGUUGAAGUGAUAGCUCGUAGGCUGAAACAUACUGACGACUUGCUUGCUCGUAUACAGACGGGCAAUUAUUAUGUUUUACCUUACUAA